This is a messenger RNA of Cynoglossus semilaevis (tongue sole), 1181 nucleotides long. Its product is annotated as trace amine-associated receptor 4-like. Gene Ontology annotation, cellular component: membrane. The coding region runs from base 1 to 927 and encodes 308 amino acids. Gene Ontology annotation, molecular function: trace-amine receptor activity. The transcript has 2 exons. The record is from RefSeq and is a predicted model, not a curated record. NCBI's taxonomy places the organism in Eukaryota, Metazoa, Chordata, Actinopteri, Pleuronectiformes, Cynoglossidae. Gene Ontology annotation, biological process: G protein-coupled receptor signaling pathway.
AUGGCUAUCUUUGUAUCUGCCUUACAGCAGGGGGAUUAUUUCAUAUAUAUUUGCAUUUUCUGUGGUUUGUUAUCUGUUCUGAUUAUGGGUGGAAACCUGCUUGUGAUCAUUUCCAUCGUUUACUUUAAACAGUUACACACUCCUACAAACUACCUAAUGCUGUCUCUGGCUGUGGCUGACCUACUCGUAGGUAUUUUUACAUUGCCUUUCACCAUUAUACUCUUUGUGACUUCAUACAGUUCUGUUCAAGGAAUACUUUGUAAGGUUCGGAGUGGUCUGGAUUUAAUUUUAUGCGUUACAUCAAUUUGGAAUUUGUGUUUUAUUUCUGUGGAUAGAUAUUACGCUGUAUGUCAACCUCUGAGAUACAGGAGUGAAAUAACUGGCCGUGUUAUUGGGAUGAUGAUCUUGGCAUCUUGGACUGUUGCCACCGCAAUUGGAGGCACGCUAACAUUUCAGUCCCCAGACAUAGGGCAAUCUAGCACCAUGUGUGUUUUAUUUCAGAAUAAAAUGCUGAAAUCUUUAUUACUUGGAACUUUGUUCGGAUUUUGUAUCCCAGCCAUUAUUAUGAGUGCAAUCUACAUAAAGAUUUUAUUAGUGGCUCAAAGACAGGCCUGCAAGAUCUUAAACAUGUCAAAGUCUGGUACAACAGUUAGUAGGAGCGAAAGAAAGGCAACUAAAACUCUGGCUAUUGUGAUGGGUGUUUUCAUGAUAUGUUGGGUGCCCUUUUUUAUUACUAUCAGCUUCCAUGCUGUGAGCAAUUACUCGACACCACCCUCUGUUGUUCAUUCGUUCAAAAUGUUAGGCUGGACAAAUUCAAUGUUUAAUCCAUGUGUGUAUGCCUUCUUUUACAGACAUUUCAGAUUAACUUUUGGGAUGGUUAUCAAAGGGAAGAUAUUUAAAAAUGAUUUUUCUAACAUGAGACUCUGACUUUUCAAUUUUCACAUACAAAUACACAAUCGGAAUUUGGAAAUAUAUGUGGAACUUCCUGUCACUGCCUUCAAAAACCCCUGGGGCUGCAUGUUAAAUAAAGCCACGGAUAUAAAUCAUUAGCAAAUAUCUUAGGAGAUCAUUUGAAUGAAUGAUUCCUGCUUUUUUGGAAAUAAUAAUUCAUUGUACGAUAAAAACAUGUAUGUUUCCACCUUUAUCUCAUCUUUAAUGAAAGACGCACGGAAAAACAAAAC